This is a messenger RNA of Oldenlandia corymbosa var. corymbosa, 861 nucleotides long. The record is from the annotation of a GenBank genome assembly. NCBI's taxonomy places the organism in Eukaryota, Viridiplantae, Streptophyta, Magnoliopsida, Gentianales, Rubiaceae.
AUGAAAUUGGUCUUAGGAUGUGUUUGCCACAGAUGCAUUUUAACAAGAGUGUAGAAUUUUUAUUCAUUUGGGUUUAGCUAUAUUACCCAUGAUAUUUGGGCCUUGAAUUUGGGUCCAUUAAAUCUCAAAAGAGAAUAAACUUUUGGGGUCAAAUUAUGAAUAAUCUAAAACACAGGCCAAAUUGUAAAUUUUUAUCAAUUUUCCCUUUGCUAAUCUCAUUUUCCGUCUCCAUUUCCCCUUUCUCUGCCAAACCCUCGGAAUCUCACUCAGACGCCAACGACUUCCCAGACGUCAGCUUGUUCGAAUUUCCGAUUUACAGAAGGAUGUCAGCAGAAGAAGCACCAUUUAGGCCGAGAGAGAAGCUUCUUGAGAAGCAAAGGUUUUUCCAAAACAUUCACAAGCACACGUAUUUGAAGGGCCGCUUUGAUAUUGUCACCUCAGUUGUCAUUCCUGCAGCACUUGCAGCUACCUGCACUUACAUGAUUGGGAGAGGUAUCUACAAUAUGUCUCAUGGGAUCGGCAAAAAGGAAUGAUUAUGUUUGUCUGGGUCAGGGCGUUCUAUGGUAGUGUCUGAAUGAUGAGAAGACAUCGAAUGAACGAUUUUGUGGUGUUUUGACUUCAAAUGAUAAUAAUGCACUGAGAUUCGAACAUCAUUGUUUAUUUUGUUUCUUGUUCUCUGUUCAAGAUCUUGUUCAUCUUCUAGUGUUCAUCCAGAUUCCAGUAUCAUAUCUACAAUCUGCUUUUGUUAUUUUGUUUCUUGUUCUCUACUCAAGAUCUUGUUCAUCCAGAUUCCAGUAUCAUGUCAGCAAUCUACUUUUGAUUCAUAGCGAACCAUUUCUGAAACUGCACCAGACGUUUGAG